UCCGAAGGGGCCCCGGCGUCCGGGCCCAACGGCACGGUGGUCUGGAGCGCAGAGGCCGCCUGCGGAGUGGGGCUGCAGACCAGGAGCGUCUCCUGCGCCAGGAGCGGCUCCGGCCACGUCGCGCCCAAGAGAUGUCCAGAAUCCAUCAGGCCUGACGCGGUGCGACCGUGUCCUCUGCUCUGCAAGAAGGACUGUGUCGUUACGCCCUUCAGCGAGUGGACUCACUGCCCAACGACGUGUCAACCAGGCAAUGCCACAGCAAUAAAGCAGUCUCGGUACAGGAUAAUCAUUCAAGAUGCUGCCAAUGGGGGACAAGCCUGCCCAGACACCUUGUAUGAAGAAAGAGAAUGUGAAGAUAUUCCUGUCUGUCCAGUGUAUAGGUGGAAGACCCAUCGAUGGAGUCACUGUGUCUUGGUGCCGGAUUCAGUGAGACAGGAUGUGCUAGGACACAGCGAGGCCUGCGGACAUGGUUUACAAUCAAGAGCUGUUACAUGCCUCACGGAGACCAACGAUUCUGCAGAUGUCAGUGAGUGCUUGACGUGGGCAGGACCUAUGCCUUCCCUUGUGCAAGAGUGCCUCGUUCCCUGCAAAGAUGACUGCACAUUUACCCCCUGGUCUAAAUUCACGGCAUGCUCUUUCGACUGUGAAUCAACAAGAAGUAGAAGACGGUCACUCACAGGGAGAAGCAGAAAGCGAGACAAAUGCCAGGACACAGAAGUUUAUCCUCAAGUCGAAACCGAGCCGUGCCCCUGUGAGACGUUCACCUCCCAGCCCCACGGAAAUUGGUCGGAUUGCAUUAUCGAAGGAGGCCAACCAGAGCUGCAGCCAGGAAUGAGACUUCAUGGAGACACCAGGGAGUGUGGCAAAGGUGUCCGACUGCGAGCGAUCGCCUGCUACGAUAAGACGGGCCGGCUUGUGGAACCGUCUCGCUGCAGCAGUUCUGGUUACAUUGAAGAAUCCUGCACGGUGCCGUGCCCGUUUGACUGCAAGUUGAGCGACUGGUCGAGCUGGGCGCCGUGCAGCUCGUCCUGCGGGUUGGGAGUGAGCGUCCGCUCGCGGUGGCUCAAGGAGAAGCCGUACAACGGAGGGCGGCCCUGCCCUAAGCUGGACCUCAAGAACCAGGCUCAGGUGCACGAGGCAGUCCCAUGUUACAGCGAGUGCAAUCAGUAUGCCUGGGCGGUAGAAGCGUGGUCUCCCUGCAAAAUCGACAGCGAACAGAAUUCCCUCCACUGUGGAGAAGGAAUGCAAACGAGAAAAGUCAGGUGUGUAAACAUUUCGGAGGAACAUGAAGGCGAGACUGUACCCCAUGCCAUGUGUAACCAGUCGGAAAUCCCAGAAGAGACUCAGAGGUGCAGCCUGUAUUGCCCCGGCGAGUGUGCAGUGUCUGCCUGGGGACAGUGGAGCAAGUGCCCACAGGUGUGCGACCCCAACGUCAUGCAGCUGCGGACACGGCAAGUGCUGCGCUCCUCGGUCACCACGAAGCCCUGCCCCGAAGGCUCGCAAAUGAGGCCGUGUAUUCUGAACCAAAACUGCUUCCAAUACCAGUAUAACCUCACAGGCUGGAGCACGUGCCAGCUGGCUGCCAACGCCACGUGUGGCCCCGGGGUCCGGAGGCGCCUGCUGGGCUGCGUGCGCAGUGACGGCAAGGCCGUGUCCCCGCGUCACUGCGAGCAGCUUCACUUGGAGAAGCCGGCGGAGAUGAGCGCCGAGUGUGUCGUGGGCUGCGCCGUGGACUGCCGCCUCUCGCCGUGGUCCACGUGGUCCGAGUGCUCGCACACGUGCGGCGCCGGCGAGCUACACCUGCAAAAGCAGGUUAUGGCUUUCAACAUGCCGCUGGAUUAUGCAGUGGAGCAGUGA
Messenger RNA from Tinamus guttatus (white-throated tinamou), 1857 nucleotides. The record is from RefSeq and is a predicted model, not a curated record. NCBI's taxonomy places the organism in Eukaryota, Metazoa, Chordata, Aves, Tinamiformes, Tinamidae.